Messenger RNA from Cicer arietinum (chickpea), 6831 nucleotides. The record is from RefSeq and is a predicted model, not a curated record. NCBI's taxonomy places the organism in Eukaryota, Viridiplantae, Streptophyta, Magnoliopsida, Fabales, Fabaceae.
CUAAUCGAGCUCCGUUUGAUCUCCCAGAAGCGGAAGCUGAAUCAGUUGCAGGCUAUAAUGUAGAAUAUGCGCGGGAUGCGAUCCUUAAUAGUCCACUGUUGGCGGAAGCCAAUGUCCCGGGGUCCCGGGGACUCAUUCUGACUGAAACAAGGGGUGGGUCUUUACCAACUUAAAAAUAUUAGAUUUUAAGUAAGACAAAAAACGUGAGCGCCCCUACGCGAGCCUUAUUGAAAACUCAAGUUCAUUUUUUAUUUUUUAUGUAUUCUAUUAAUGCGCUCAAGCAUGCGAAGAAAGCUACAAGCGAGAAAAGCCCUUUCUAUGUUAUUAGUAAAGAGCUUUUAUUGCUUGUUUAGUAAAGUCACGCUUUUCAUUUUGAUAGGAGUAGGUGCUUGCUGGGGCACUCUUCAUUCUUCAUUCGAAACUAAUGAAUGUCGGGUCGGGGGUUUCUGCCUUGUUAUCAAAAAGGGAGUUGGGUAAAGCAAACUCCCUCCUUGGACGAGCACGGGGCUUAGUCAAGUAGAACCGGGUUGCGCUGCUUGAUGCUCCGAUCGAAAACAAAUCAGUGGGGCCAUGCCGGUACGAGUGAAUAUGCGUUAAAAAGGUCAAUCCCUCCCCUACGACACCAAAAAAAACCGGGCCGAACUUCUAACAGCCCGCCCGCUUCCAUAGAACAAUAUCGUGGCAACGUAGACCUAAGUGGUCAUAUAUAUUGGAUCUUGGGGAACCAUCACAAGUGCGGCCGGCCUAUAUUUAAACGAGAAUGCCGUGUCGUCCAGCGGAGCCUAGAAGAAGGUGACUCGCGCAGACAGCUGACUCCUUCUUUUCAAUAGAAAGGAAUAGCCAAACCAACCCAGCUGGCUGGUCAAUCUCAGAGAUCUUAUCGGCCGGCAAACCUGAGACGGACGACCACGGUCCCGACCUUAUCAGCACCGGAGGUGUACUAAUCAAUGAACCCACCCCCGAAACCUACUUUCUUUUCUGACAAAAUCCACCAAGCCUAACCGGUCACGACAUGUUGUUGAUAUUGAUUGAGUUUGAGGGACUUUCGCUGACAAAAUCCAUCCAUAAACCUAGACCCCGGCAACUUUCGUAACCAAAGCGUCAAGACAACAGCCAAAGGUCACCUUUGGAUUCUUAAGUAGGGGGCAAAGAGGAGCACGUAGGAAUGCGGACCACUACAUAAGCCACUGGUGGCUGAGAGAAAGCGAGCAGCACCUUGUAUAGGUUGGGCGGAGCUUGAAGAAGCGAGCCCCUAUCAGAGAAAGCCAUUGCGCGCUAGCCUAGCUAGCUAGCGUUUUUCAGCUGGCUGUUAUGUUAGUUGUUGCGCGUCUUCCCUCCUUCUCUCACUUCGGAAAGAUUUCGCAGUAUUUUCUUAUGAUGACCUGGUCGAGAGAGUACGAUACAUCGGUGUAAAAGAUGGAGUGGGAUCUGUGAGGUUGGUUAUAGUAAGGCCUGGCCGGAAAGUCUUCUUGCCUCUAUCAUUGAAGGAAAGGUUGGUCAACAAUUUGGAGAGUUUGCUUUUCUUUCAUCUUUCUAAGAGCAGUCUGUUUGAUCAAAUCAGGGAUCAGACCGCUCCUGGUGUUCGAACUAGUCAUUAAUGGUCGGCUUCAUUGGUAUCCUUUCGGUAUGCGUUGCGAACACUUUCAUUUUUAGCGUCUCAUCUUAUCUAGAGAAGCGAAACUCGAACGGAUAGAGCAGAUGGUCCAACUACAUAACUUUUUCUUUUUCAUUACUUCUAUGGUCGUGCCUCGUGGCACGGCAGCACCCUUACUAUUGAAAUGGUUCGUCAGUAGAGAUGUUCCCACAGGUGCCCCUUUUUCCAAUGGGACUAUAAUUCCUAUUCUUAUCCCUUCAUUCCCUCUUUUGGUCUAUCUACAUUCCAGGAAAUUAAUACGCUCCAUGGACGGAGCAAAAAGUGGAGUAUUGGUCAGAGCAAGCCGCCCUAUUCUAUUACCAGACAUAAUUGGGAGAAGCUCAUCCGAAACUAGAGCUGGAAACGCCUCAUUUCGUUUCGUUCCCGUUCUUCAUUUCCUUCUUAUCGAAUCCAAGGGGGACUUCUCAUAUUUAGAAUCUUUCUGCGGUGUGCUCUGUUUACUAUUCUUUCGUACUCUCUUCUCUUUACCACGCGAUAGGUCAGCAAAGCGUGAGCGGGCGCGGAGAAGGAAACACCAAAGACUUCGGCCUAACCCUAACGGGAAUGAGCAACAACGAAAUGACAAGAUGGGGUGCUCCGGGCACCCCCAUUUAGAAAGAAGGGUCGAAGGUUUUGGGCCUGUAGCUUUCCCCGUCCCCCCUUCGUCGGGUGGUGCUUGUGUGGGGGGUGUGCCACCUGAACCUGAAAUCGGGCUUGAAGCUCUCGCCUUACCAACGAGCCGACAGCUGAUGGCUGUUGGUCACGACUACCACCAAAAAGCUCCAAUGAAGAUUAAUAUUUCACAUUUUGGAGUGUGCAUCUGUAUGUUGGGUGUUCUUCUGUCUAACACAAAGAAGAUACAGUUCACUCAACGAUUGCCUUUGGGUUCCGAACUCCAUAUGGGGAAGGAGCGUUGUUGUUUCCGAGGUCUCGAUCAUUUACAUGGACCCACUUCUCAUUCCAUUUGUGGGAAUUUGAUGAUCUAUAAACCGUCCCUAACGAACGAUCGCCUCAUGUUUGAGCAUGAUGAAUCACUUCGUGCCGACCUGUUGCCAAUAAACUUUCCGGCCUCAUAUGAGAAUGGAAAACUGGAUCAUUUUCUGCAUCGGUGGAUGAAGAAUAGCGAAAAUAAUAAUUUAUGGUUGACCAUGUUCCCAGAAAAAAGAUACUUUAGAGAAACAACGAGCACGACUGAAGUGGCUAUACAUACAAAUCCAUUUACGGAUAGAUAUGCUUCGAUUGGAACUGGAAGUUCCAGAACAGGCGGCUGGUAUACCACCAUAAUUAAACUGCCUUUUCUUUUUUUUAUUCGGAUAGGAUUUAUGUUGGCUUCGUCGGGAGGCUCGCGUAGUUUGUUACGUCAGCUCCAAAAGGAUAAGUUGCGUUGGAAUCGAGAAAGUUCCGUGGAAUUCUAAAUUGCAUUAAAAAAAGAAAAGGAGUCUCAAUCAAUAGAGGCUAGAUCGGACUAAGGAGAGAGACGGUUGAGUACGGAAGCGAAAGCGGAGAUAUAGGCUAGCUAAAUGCCCUGUGAGAAUACUGACAUGAGUCAGGAUAAAUCCGAAUGACUAGUGGCCAUAACUCAUUAAGCAAUCUUAACCUUUUUCGCUUAGCCUUUCCUCUUUCUACCGUUACGAGAUGCAGUAUCCUCUUACGUCUGUCUUUGCUUGCACGGCUUUCGACCGGGACGGGAAGAGGUUUCCUCGUUGCAUCUUUCCACACAGCAUUGGUUCUGUCCCUUACCUUUAUCGCCCGUCGGGCGUCAAGGUUCGCAUUAGAUCCCCUUAUCUAUCGUAUUUUUCCCCCCAACAAAAAGCCCAGAGCAAGGGGGGCUGGGGGGGGAAAGAAUGCAAUUCCGGAAUCUCAAUGUUGCCCCACCAAAACCAAUGCCAAUCGCGGAUCUGUUAGUGGACAGAGCUUCUGGGCAAUCCAUUCUUUCAUUCAUGGACGGUCACUUAGGGUAUAACCUUCUUUUCAUCUCCAAAGAGGACGAGGCAAAAACAGCGUUCCGUUGUCCGGGUGCUGUUGGACGGACGGACUAUUCUGCUGGCAGGUGAUGCCCUUCGGUCUGAAGAACGCUAUAGUUACCUACCAGCGAGCAAUGAACCUCAUCUUCCAUUACUUUAUUGUCAACAUCGUAGAGGUGGUGUAUAUUGACGAUGUAGUUGUGAAGUCUUUCCUUCGGGUUAUUUGUCUGAUCUCAAGACAGUGUUCUCGCGCGAGAACACGGCUUGAAGAUGAACCCGUAAAAAUGUGCAUUUGACGUAACAGCAGGAAACUUCCUAAAGUUCUUAGUGCACAACAGAGGGGUUGAAAUUUACAAUAAUUAAUCGGGCCAGAAGUUGAAGAAUGCCUCUCACACAGAUGGACAGCAAAGAAGGCCUUCUAAGGCGGACUCUGGCUCUUUCAUUUGUAAGAGUCCUCCGCAGGCACGAGAUUGUCCGAUGAAGGAGAAACUAGCUGGUUGCCGAGGACAAGAGGGAAGAACCCCUAGGGUGAAUCCGUUACAGUUGCGGAAUGCGAUCACCCAUUAGAAGCCUACGUCUGCUGGGCUUAUGUAUGUUGAGAUAGUGCUGAAUGAAAUGGCCACUCUGCUCGUGCGAUGGUCGAUACCGGCGCCACGAGACGAGGCUACUUCCAUCCAACCAAGGGAAAAGUGAAGUCCCUGUAAGCAAGCCAUGAUCAUGAUCAUGAUCAGAGGGAGAAGACUAUUCAUUCAUCGUCAUGAAAGGCAAAUAAAAGGCUUUAGCAGCCCAUUCUUGAACACGAACACGAAGCCUGAUCCUAGUACUAUACUAGUAGGUAGGGCUUAUUAUGGAAUAGGAAUAGAAAGCCCGGGAGGUCCCCCCGUGUUUAAUAGCAUAUCAAGUUUCUGCCUGGUUUGCUCUUUCUUUGCCGCGGACCAAUGUGAGAAGCCCUAUUAAGUGACUUAUUGUGUUGAGUCGGAUACCUCUUUAGAACGAAGUUUACCUCUACCUACUAUAGUACUCAAAUGACUUCGUUCCUUGAAAGCGCUCUCUGCUUGAUCUGGCACUACUACUAUAAAUUCGGGUGAUAGACGAAGGCGUUGGUCCAUCGGUGCCUUAGGGGCAAUCAUCUGCGCCAGUGUAUAAAAAUAAAUUUGCAAUUUUUACAGUAGCGAGGAGAGCUUAUGGACAAUCCAUUAGGAUUCCGGCGGCUUUUGCCACCUAUGAUCCGUGUUCACAAGAGCGAGACGGUUCAAUGUCUUACAAUGUUCAAGCAGCAUUCUUGCCGGAAGGAUUUUUUAGGAAGCCCGGACACCUACCGAACAUCCCUGAAGGAUGGAACAACAUGAUGAAGAAGGCGGCGAAAGUUUAGAGGAAAAUCUGGGAAGAGAACAAGGAGAUCUCUGAAAAGGGGAGGCAAGGAAGUAGUAGAAAUGUUGAAGAGGAGACAACCCGCUCUUGAACUUAAGACUAUGCGCGUCGCGUGCUCGAUCUAGCAAUUGUUUUGAUGAACUGUCAUUCAAAAAGAAAGAAGAGAAAGCAAGUACACGAUAGCUAUCGAUAGCUCUUCCAUCACCCUAUCACCCUCUCUGAAAGUCCUUUGCUAAAGUGCUCAAGGGGCUUAGUCGUGCAAUUCGUCGUGAAAAGAGGAAGUAUCCCUUAGCUAGGGAUCUACCAUUUCUAGUGACAAUGGUUGCUGGUGAAAUGCUACCUUACUUGUGUUUUAUGACUAUCUUUCCUCCUUUUUCAUGCUUUCUUGAAUUUAAAAAGAACCUAACAUCUUAAGAUCGGACUAAGGAGUUGAACUCUAGUUUGAGGAUGGAUUCUCUAUGAAUAGAAAGAGAGGACUUUUCUAUCUAAACUUUAGGCCCUCAGGAAAAUGGUAGGCUAAUCCAUUUAAUGAAAGUUAUGCCAAUUGAAACUCGUACCAGAAGGCAGGAGCGGUAGUCAGCUGUCCUCGUUCUCCUCUUUCCUUCCGAUGAAGGGAUCUUGCUCGCUUUUCUCUAAAGGGCUAGUCCUGGUUCUGUUAAGGGCCUAGUUCUGGACUUGCUCGACCAAGUGUUAAAGGUUGGAAGUAGAUUCUAGUGUGAAUGCUGGAGUUGGCGCUCAAUGGAGCUCUUUCUCGCCCUCUCUAUAAGAGAGAUAGGAUCACCUAAGUCUCGUUAUGGAUUGAUGGCUAAAGGAGCGUCUACCCUUCUUUCUAUGCUCAUUUGGUAGAAGAAGUCAGAAUAGAAUAAUUUAAGGGCUCGUUCUUCCCGGCUUCCAGAGAAAGGCUUCGUAGCCAAUCCAAUGCGACCUGUGACCCUAGAGUUAUGUCUGUAUCAAAUACAUAAAAGCGGUGAUCAAGUCUUCCAAGUAAAGGAAUGCAGAAUGGAAUGUCCCAAGUGAGUCGUAACAAUACCAGCACGUGGUAGUCUGAAUCAACUACUCCUGUUUGCUCUCCCUGACCAGGCACGGAAGCAGGAACAGGCCCAUCUGUGGCAUCGGAUUUGAAUGCCGAGAGGAAGAGGAAUCCAUUGACUGAAAUCCCUGACCCGAUGUGAGGUGGGAAGUACAUACGAACAAGUGAUCUUAGCCCGGGAUUUCUAAAUCUAAAUAAGCUAUUUGGACUGUAAGACAAAAGAACGACUGCUACAUCUAUAAGAGUCGACCAUCUUUCUACUUGACUGGAUGAGUAAAGGUAAAAGGAUAUGGUUGAAGCAUGCUUCCGAAAAUUUGAGACCCGCUAGAAAUCAAUGUUUUAGCCUGGUAAACAAACAAAUAAGAAGGUCUUUCUUCCAACGCUCGCCCAUGAGAUAGGUCUUUCUUCGAGAGAACUCCAGCGUGCAGUUCAGCCUAUUUGCAUUCAAGCGGUGAGACUGACGUUUAUUCAGCAAAGAAAGGGGAAGUCCUAUUUGAAUUUUGUAGUGAACGUAAUACGCUCUCGUUCUUAGGCCGAGGCAUGCGGUCCUUUAUUUGGUGAUACUCAAACUGCUCCAUUAGCUAAAACUUGCUCCUGCCUCGUACCUGGGCAUCGUUUCUUUUCCACUGGAACACUCUUAUCUGUCAAUAGCCCCUCUCGACCUACCGAAGCCUCGCGUAUGUAGAAUGCAGUUGGUUCAUUGAUUGUUGAUACAAAGUUGGGCUCAUAACUCCUCAAUCCACUACCAAACAACGAGUAUGGGCGGCAUCGCUCUUUUCUUUUCGGCUUAUAGGGGGCGGCCCCACUCCUCUUGUCCACGUCUCAGAGUGGUU